Esox lucius (northern pike) is the source of this 5952-nucleotide messenger RNA. It is a transcript of the gene mbnl1, whose product is annotated as muscleblind-like splicing regulator 1. The coding region runs from base 1202 to 2485 and encodes 427 amino acids. NCBI's taxonomy places the organism in Eukaryota, Metazoa, Chordata, Actinopteri, Esociformes, Esocidae. Gene Ontology annotation, molecular function: metal ion binding. The record is from RefSeq and is a predicted model, not a curated record. The transcript has 13 exons.
ACGAGAGAGAGAACGAGCAGCCAGGAAGCUGCAGCAGAGAGUCUGCAGGAUCAUUGUUGCCCAGUGCAGUCGGUGCUGCUCCUUCCACCUCUCCUCCUCUUUCUCUUUCUCCUCCUCCUUUUCCUCCUCCUUCUCCCGCAGCCGUCCAGCGAGCGGAGCUCACUGCAGACUGCAGUAGUCCGGAGCCCAGAGACACAGCUCAACGCCACCGUCAGCAACAGCGAACGGGAGACACUAGCACACGGAACCAAGCCAGCGACACACACACACACACACGCCCACACACACAAACACGUACAUACGCACACACACACACAGACAGACACUCCUCCUCGCGCCACACCGUUCUGCGCUGCGCCUCUUCACUCGCUCUCUCUCUUGCUCCCCCCUUGGCGGGCUCUCCUUCGUUCUGCUCUGCUCUGCCGGAGAAUGGUCCAGCGGGUGCCUGGGGCUCUCCUGUGGCGGCCUGUCUGAACACACACACACCCAACAGACACGCGUAUUCACGCGCACAAACCCAACAGCAAUGUGAGAGAGGAAGUGCCUUCCCUGACGUCUGCUGCAGCUUCAAUCUGCUUCUCGAGCUGAAGCUCCGCCCCUGCCCACCCUGCCUUGCUUGCUGCCACGGUAACGCGAGUACAAGGAUACCAACCACACCCCUUGUAACGGCCCACGCCUAAAACCCGCGCCCAAACCUGCAACCUCCACCACCCUCACUGCUCCAGCUCCUGCCUUCAGCCACAUCACCACCAGGCUUCCUGCCCCAGCUCUCAUCCACGUGUCCCCGACAGCGCCUCACUCCUCCUGGGCCCGGCUCCCACUCCCAAACCCCUCAGAAUUUGAUCUCCACAGAUCACAGCCUAAAAGCCUGUUGUAGUCAGAAGGAUCUGAAGUCUGAAUGUUCCCUCACCUGGACUGUUGCUGAGAGACGAGAAGAGUAAUUCUCGCCAAGGAUCAUUGGCUGCUGAGUUUGUUCUCACUGCUCUGAUGAAGUGAAUGUCCCAAUAACUCACACACAACAUUGUUACAAUACAUUUCACCUAUCGCCUUAAAACUUUUCAUUGGAACCUUUGGGGGAAUAAGGAAGAGGAGACUUAUCUGUGCUCAAGCCAAAGAACACACACCUACACACACAUCGCGCUUUAGUACGAUUCAGACGGAUUACUAAUAUUCACAUUUUUGGGGACUGUGUUUUGUCGCCAUGGCGCACAUGAACAUGGCGCACAUGCGGGACACAAAAUGGCUGACCCUGGAGGUGUGUCGGGAGUUCCAGAGGGGCACAUGCUCACGCUCUGACCAGGAGUGUAAGUUUGCCCACCCGGCCAAGAGCUGUCAGAUAGAGAAUGGACGUGUCAUCGCCUGCUUUGACUCCCUCAAGGGCCGUUGUUCCAGGGAGAACUGUAAGUACCUGCACCCUCCUGGCCACCUUAAGACCCAGCUUGAGAUCAAUGGCAGGAACAACCUGAUCCAGCAGAAGAACAUGGCCAUGCUGGCACAGCAGAUGCAGCUGGCCAACGCUAUGAUGCCCGGUGCCCAGCUACAGCCCAUGGUUAGUCUCUAUGACCUGGUCCAAGACAGCAACAGGUUCAGUUCAUAUCAACCGAUGUUCUCCAUGGCACCCGGCCUGGCUACUAAUGCCAGCGCCGCGGCGGCCGCCUUCAACCCGUAUCUGGGCCCGGUUUCACCCGGCUUGAUGCAGGCCGAGAUCAUGCCCAGCCCGCAGGUCCUCAUGGCGGGCCACCCCAACCACGGCCAGGUGCCCAACGCUGCCGCCGCAGCCGCGCAGAAACUCAUGAGGACAGACAGACUGGAGGUGUGUCGUGAGUACCAGCGUGGCAACUGUUCCCGAGGGGAAAAUGACUGCCGCUUCUCGCACCCCUCGGACAGCACCAUGAUCGACACCAAUGACAACACAGUGACCGUGUGUAUGGACUACAUCAAGGGCCGCUGCUCCAGGGAGAAGUGCAAGUACUUCCACCCUCCAGCCCACCUGCAGGCCAAGAUCAAGGCCGCACAGCACCAGGUGAACCAGGCCACUGCCGCCGCAGCCAUGACUCAGUCGGCUGUCAAAUCACUGAAGCGACCCCUCGACGCAACCUUUGACCUGGGAAUCCCCCAUAGUGUCAUGCCACCCAUGCCCAAGCGGGCAGCCUUGGAGAAGGCUAAUGGGGCUUCUGCCAUGUUCAACACUGGCAUGCUCCAGUACCAACAGGCCCUGGCCAACAUGCAGUUCCAGCAGCAGGCUGCCUUCCUCCCCUCAGGCUCAAUAUUCUGCAUGACCCCCGCCGCCGGUGUUGUACCCAUGAUGCACGGUGGUACACCAGCGUCUGCAGCCACCACGUCUGCCACAAGCGUUCCGUUUGCAAACGCCUCAGCCAAUCAGGACUCUUCCUUAUCAAAGUUGACAACCAACGAAUACAUGCAAUUGAUUCCAAUCAUUUCUGCCGAUCAUCUGAGUAAUCACAAGUACCUGAGUCAAAUGUAAUUUCAGUCAAGAACAGUGAGUGUCAUUCUAUUUCUUUACGAUCAAAAGAAUGUGUGCUGGCACCGUCCAAGCCUAAAGAGUUCAGCCUUUAUGUAUAUAAUGUUCAGAAUGUCAAGCAAUGGACAGGAGGAGCAUAGGUCAUAUCUCAGUUGCUCUGGAAUGCUGGUCUUCUCAUGCAUGCAAACAUCGGUGUGCCUGGUCGAUGUCAUGACACACACACACACACCUACUUGGUCUCCAAGCCAGCGUCCAGCUGAGAAGAGGAGGGUCUGUUUGUCCGACUGUCUCUACUGACAGACAGGCGCUGAGUAAAGUCACAGUACACCUGUGUGUUCAAACACAAAAACCAUGGCACUCAAAUACCUUUUUAUUUAAUUUUUUGCACCCACAUGAGGUUGAGCCGUCUGACGUACAGAACAUGCUGUUGGUACGUAAGUCAGUAGACCACGACAGAAUUUAGUAUUCGUUUUAGCUUUUAAAUUAAUAGAUUUGUUUUCAUGGUUUACAAAAAAAGUACAAACGGGCACCUUGAAUUUAAAUUGAGAACAGAAAGGCACAACACAUUUAAAAAAAAAUAAUAUUCAGGCGAAAACAUUGGAGAGUGUACAGUAUUCUGUUUUUAACAAGGCAUCUAGUGAAACUAGAUUAUGAAUUCAUGGUCAGGGACAUAUGAAUGUUCUGGGUAAGAAACACCUGUGUACCUUUGAAAGCACAGCCAUGCUAGCUUUAACCACCUAAUUAAUAUGUGCCAUAGAGGCCAUACAGUACAUCCCAAACCAGAGUGUUAUUUCAGCAGUGUUAUUCUGUUUACCUAAGAUAUGUGUUUUGUAUGGCUUGUACGUUUUUUAACAUAAUUUCUCCGUUGUGUUUUCUUUUCUUUUUUUUUACACAUUGUGCCAUUUGAUUUGUUGUUAAUAUAAGGAACGGGGUCCUCUCCAGCCUUUUAGAUCUAAGUCUUCGAUCUCUUUUACUAAAACAAAAAAACAGAGGUGCCUUCUAUCUUUUUACUGAUCUUUUUUAGUUUGGCCAUCCUUUUUUGGCUUUAUUGUUGUAUUUAUCAGUUGGGGUGAUCUGUGACUUCGGUAGGAGUUCAUAGUGACUGGGGAGUUGUAGUCCUGAGACUUGGUAGCUCCCCGACCAUCUCCUUUCUUUGUCCCAAACCUUAAAGAUGGAAGGACUUUAAAACUGUCUACAUAGAAGCACUGUAGAAAAAUGUGUUUUUAAAAGUAGUCAGAAAUAAAUUAGACCAUUAGAAGAUACGCACUUGGUUGAGUGUUUUUAUGCUCCCCAUAUUAAUUACCCCUGUAUAUGUUAAUUUUACGACAAUUGAGGUAAUACAACAAAAAACAGGUUCAAUAUAAAUGUACCAAACAUAAGAAAAGUCUGUGAAUUUUGAUAGGAUUUUAUCUGAAUUAAGACACCAAAGCACAGUUCUGCUCAUGCACAAAGGGUUAGGUGUAUCGCUCAGUUCAGGAAGGUUUGGGGGAUUUGGGGAUAGAUUUAAUUUCAGAACCCUUGUUUUCUCAUGCCAUUAUGUUCUGUGAUUUUAUUUGGGUUUGUUGUUAUUCUGUUUCAGCUGAGGUGUAAUAUCCUUUACUGAUCAUGAUGUACCUCUAUUGAAGCCUUAGAUUACAGGACUGGUUCUACCCCAAUCAGAUGUACUUUCAAUCACCAUACAGGCAAUGAACACCAAUGAUAUUUUACAGUCCAUACACAUACAUACAAAUUUUUUGUCUCUUUUUUUCUUAACAACUUACCUACUUAAAUUUAAUUGAACUUGUGUUAUGUAUUACUUAAGGAUUUGAAUCUAUUUGAGUAUUUAGUUUGUAGAUUUCUGCCUUAUUAUAUUCUACUUGACAACAUUGUUAUAGCCAUUGUAGAUUUGAGGUAGUAUGACAUUCAUAACUUUUUUCAAACCAUACUCAUUAUUAAUAAUAAUGUGUGGAGUCAGAUUAAGUAUUCACAUCAUUCAUGUAGCUGGAUGUCUUUAGUUGAAGAGGUCCAUUAUCAAUUAAUGUUGUUGAUCAAAGACCUUUUGAUAUUGAUACAUGGAAUUACAUCAUUUGGUGUGUGGACAAGACAUCAACUAUGGGUGAAAACUAAUGUUUUAACUAGCUCCGUUUGUUUUUUCAAGUCGAGAUCUUGUUUGAAAAUGUAUUGUGUCGAAAUGUAGAUUGUCCAUGUUUAGAGAUUUUUUUUCCUUCUUUUUCUACUGUAUCCAUUUAAAAAAUAUGUUGUUUUAAUAUUUCUUAAGAUUGCCCUGAAUGUCAGGCCAAAAUGAACAGUGAGGUUGAUAGGUCUGAAGUUGGAUGGAAAGUAAGAUAAGAGGUGAGCUAGUGGACUUUGCCGAAUCGGGAAGGUCGGUAAUGCUGCAGAUGAAUGAGCUUAAACCUAAGGGACGAUGGUUGACUUUUUGCACUUCUGUAUAUAGUCAAUGAACAGAGAAAAAAAUUGUAUCAUAUUGAGAUAUUAUUUUGAAUAAAAUAAAUUCUAUAAUUAUAAGGAAUUUUGUUAGGUUAACUUAAAAAAAUCUAAACUAAAAGACCAGCUAAACAAAUUUGCUUGCAAAAAUACAAAAAUUGUGCCAGUUUUGCGGCCAAUGCAUUCAAAAAAAGCUCUGCGUGUUUGGCUUCUGUUGUCAGUGGCUAGUAGGUUGCCAGGAAAAUCUAAAGGGGAGCAUACCCCCUAAGUUCACUCCCACUCACUCCCCUUUGUAAUAUAGGGCUUAAAACAAUUGUCAUUUAUUGUCCAUAUUUCCUGAACCAGGCCAUUCACACCUGGGCCUAUAGUACAAUAACUACAACUAAAAAAAUCUAUUUGAAACUAUUUAUAAUUUAGUUUGAUUUGACUGCAUGUAAAAAGAACACAAAUGUAAACCAUCUAUAUAAGUAGAUAAGGAAAGUCAAUUACAAAAAUAACUUCUACAUUUGAGGAAAAGGGAAAAUAAGACUUCUGGACGAGUCACAUUAAUUAACACUUGUGAAAUAACAUUUUCACCAAGGAACUCCAUGAGAUCUAAAUAAUAGAAUGUAAUGUUAACACAAAACCACCCAAGAAAUAUUUUCUCAUCACCGUAAGAUUGCUUAAGUCAACAUGGACUCACAGGACACAGCUUAUGCUACCAGACAACUGUGCGCUCAGCAGGUGAAGGACUCCCACUAUACCAAAUGCUUAGGUAAAUACUCUUUCAAAUGAAUGUAACCAUCGUAAGUCAAGGUCAACCUAUUUCUGACUCGAGGUCACUGUAUAAGUGCUAUGGAACCAAAGAGUCACUUUUUUUCCAAACCAACCAGUGUUGCCCUGGCAGAUUUCACUGUCUCUCGGCGUUGACCAAGGUCUCUCUUCCCUGCUGGGGGCACACAUGCUUGACUGCUUAUUAUGUGUAAGUGAACACUUACAUUUGUUUUGCUUAUAGUUGCUACAAAAUAAUGUACUACCUUGUCAUUAAAUUUGUUUUAUGCACAUUU